Molecule: messenger RNA, 2112 nt
Organism: Rhododendron vialii
Lineage: Eukaryota; Viridiplantae; Streptophyta; Magnoliopsida; Ericales; Ericaceae
Product: cationic amino acid transporter 7, chloroplastic-like
Exons: 5
Coding region: 59-1822 (587 amino acids)
Biological process (GO): amino acid transport; transmembrane transport
Cellular component (GO): plasma membrane
Molecular function (GO): amino acid transmembrane transporter activity
Source: RefSeq, a predicted model, not a curated record
CUUCUAGACUAGACUAGACGAGAGAGAGAGAGAGAGAGAGAGGGAGUAGUGACUUGUGAUGGACAGAGAUGGCUCCUCCUCUUUCUCGAGCCUCAAGACCUACCUCCUGGCCCUCGCCGACACGCCGAGCCGCGUCGCCCGGCGCGCCGGCUCUGCCUCCACCUCCUUCGACGAGAUGAGCCGCGCCCGGUCCCGCUCCGGCUCCGACAUGCGCCGCAGCCUCCGCUGGUUCGACCUCGUCGGAUUCGGCCUCGGUGGCAUGAUCGGCGCCGGCGUAUUCGUCACCACCGGCAGCGCCAGCCGCCUCUACGCCGGCCCCUCCGUCGUCGUCUCCUACGCCAUUGCCGGCUUCUGCGCCCUCCUCUCCGCUUUCUGCUACACCGAGUUCGCCGUCGACAUGCCCGUCGCCGGCGGCGCCUUCAGCUACAUUCGCGUCACUUUCGGCGAAUUUGCGGCAUUUUUGACGGGCGCGAAUCUGAUACUAGACUACGUGCUGUCAAACGCCGCCGUGGCGAGGAGUUUCACGGCCUAUUUGGGCACGGCUCUAGGCAUAUCGACGGCGGCCAAAUGGAGGGUCACAAUCCCUGCGUUCCCGAAGGGAUUCAACGAGAUCGACUUCUUCGCCGUCAUCGCAGUGCUCAUAAUCACCGUCGUCAUCUGUUACAGCACGAGAGAGAGCUCGGUCCUGAACAUGGUGCUGACGUCGCUCCACGUCCUGUUCUUGGUGUUCAUCGUCGUGGUGGGGUUUUACAGGGGGGAGUGGAAGAAUUUUACCAAACCGGCGGACCCGGUUCACCACCCCGGCGGGUUUUUCCCUUUCGGCGUUUCGGGGGUGUUCAACGGUGCUGCGAUGGUGUACCUCAGCUAUAUCGGGUACGAUGCGGUCUCGACCAUGGCCGAAGAGGUCCGAAACCCCGUUAAGGAUAUCCCUAUCGGGGUUUUGGGUUCCGUUAUCCUCGUUACCGUUCUGUACUGUUUGAUGGCCGCUUCAAUGUCCAUGCUCUUACCUUAUGAUUUGAUCAAUACGGAGGCGCCGUUUUCGGGGGCGUUUCGGGGAGGAUCGGACGGCUGGAAAUGGGUGUCGAACGUGAUCGGGGUGGGGGCAAGCUUGGGGAUACUGACGUCGAUGCUGGUGGCGAUGCUGGGUCAGGCGCGGUACAUGUGCGUGAUCGGACGGUCGAGCGUCGUCCCUGCUUGGUUCGCUAGGGUCCACCCCAGGACAUCCACUCCGGUCAACGCCUCCCUUUUCCUUGGGAUUUGCACGGCUACGAUUGCGCUGUUCACCGACCUAGACAUCCUCCUGAACCUAGUGUCCAUCGGCACACUCUUUGUUUUCUACAUGGUGGCAAAUGCAGUGAUUUACAGACGUUACGUAUCGGUGGGGAGCACUAAUACGUGGCCCACAUUGUCCUUCCUCUUCUGCUUCUCCCUCACUUCGAUCAUAUUCACCCUGAUUUGGCAAUUCGGUCCGUCUGGAAAGCCCAAGGCGUUCAUGCUCGGUGCCUGCACCGUUAUUGCCAUUGCCGUUCUACAACUUUUCCAUUGGGUCGUCCCACAAGCUCGGAAACCUGAGUUCUGGGGGGUCCCGCUGAUGCCAUGGAUACCCUCUAUCUCAAUCUUCCUGAAUAUUUUCUUGCUGGGUUCUCUUGAUGGGCCAUCUUACGCGAGGUUCGGAUUCUUUUCGGCUCUCAUAGUGCUGGUGUACUUGCUAUAUAGUGUUCAUGCGAGCUUUGAUGCAGAAGAAGAUGGGAGUCUUAGUCAUAAGAAUGGGGAAUUUAUGAAGGAAUCAAAUGAAAGUGAGGACCCCAGUCUCAAAGUGUAAAAACCUCAUCUGAAGCCUUUUUGAACUUCUUUCUGUUUUUUUUUUGGGUCUAGUGGAGGAAUACUUUUCAAAUAGGACUGCAAAGUAAAAGUAGAAGAUAACAAAGGAAUAGACUGCAAUUAUGCAGUAUUGGCAAGUUGUAUAGAUGCUUAAUUGAUAGCAAGUUGAGGUUGAGAUGCCCCCUUGUACAUUGGGUCAAAAUGUGAAGAGUCCAUCAACUGUUUUCGGAUUUCAGUGUUUGACAUUUAACCAACUCAAAUGAAUGACAGUUUGAUAGGAAAUUGAAGCAA